CCCCUGAAAGUCAAUAUUAACGAAGAGAUUGGCUUGGGGGUGAAAGGAGUCCUGGAGAAGGUGGAACAAGAGGAUGGCAUGAAAGCCAUAUUUCUCUCCUCCCACCAGGCAGUUGUCGACGAGAUUGAGUCACAACUCACAAUGUUUAGACAGAAGAAAGAUAUGGGUAUGGGUAAUAUGUUUGGUGCUCAUGAAGUGAGGGACAGCAUGAAGAAACGAGAGGAGAUGGAAGUAAUAGAAAAAUACCUGUUAAAACACCUAGAUAAGGCAUUACAAACGGACUCUGAUAUAAAGAAUGACCGUGAGCAGGCUGUGUCCUGGGCUCUCUCUACAUUCCUUCGAUAUGUGGGCUACAACAAACAUAACUCCAGCCUGGACAAGGUACCCAGCUUUGUCUGCCGCGACAGGAAGGGCAUCCGCCUCUCCAGCAAACCUACUAAACGGCCACAUAGAGGCCAUAACUUUGAGCCGACCCAUUACUUUAAGGUAGAGACAUGUAUGUACUGUAAAGCUGUGAUAUGGGGUGUGGGCUACCAGGGAUAUUUCUGUAAAAAUUGUGAACAGAAUAUACAUACACGGUGUAUAGACAAACUAGAGGACAACUGUAAAAAGAAAGACAAAGACAAGACUAGACCAUUAUCUAAUAUAUUCAAAGGGAAAGGUGAGUCUACCUUCGUCAUUACUGGAUUUCUUCUCGUUACAGAAUGUUCCUAUCCUU
Messenger RNA from Pecten maximus, 718 nucleotides. RefSeq names its product unconventional myosin-IXAb-like. Gene Ontology annotation, molecular function: G protein-coupled receptor binding; guanyl-nucleotide exchange factor activity. Gene Ontology annotation, biological process: G protein-coupled receptor signaling pathway. Lineage: Eukaryota; Metazoa; Mollusca; Bivalvia; Pectinida; Pectinidae. The record is from RefSeq and is a predicted model, not a curated record. Gene Ontology annotation, cellular component: cytoplasm.